CAGAUUGGGUUGCUUUUUGUCCUGGAAAUUGAACUAUGGGCCAGCGAGUUACUGUUGGACUCAAGACUGUGGAUGUGAGGGAUCCUUCUUACAGGCCUCUUCGUCAUGAACAGCAAGGGCUUGACUAUUGUAAGCCUGCUCGACUGGACAUGUUGCUGGACAUGCCACCAGCUACUUGUGAAGUCCAGCUAUUGCACUCGUGGAACAAUGACGAUCGGUCGCUAAACGUGUUUGUGAAAGAAGAUGACAAGUUAAUAUUUCAUCGGCAUCCAGUGGCACAGAGUACUGAUGGUAUCAGAGGCAAAGUCGGAUAUACCAGAGGACUACACGUGUGGGAAAUCACUUGGGCAAUGAGACAACGGGGAACACAUGCAGUGGUUGGUGUUGCUACGAUCGAUGCUCCUUUGCACUCUGUGGGCUAUACAGCACUUGUUGGUAGUAAUUGUGAAUCCUGGGGCUGGGACCUUGGACGUAACAAACUUUAUUUUGAUGGCAAAAAUCAACCAAGCCAGACUUAUCCAGCUUUCUUGGAGCCCCAUGAAACCUUUAUAGUACCAGAUGUAUUCCUGGUAGUUUUGGACAUGGAUGAAGGAACUCUAAGCUAUAUCGUGGAUGGACAUUACCUGGGAGUUGCAUGUAGAGGACUUAAAGGGAAAAAGCUUUAUCCUGUUGUAAGUGCUGUUUGGGGUCACUGUGAGAUAAGAAUGCGCUACAUUAAUGGACUGGACCCUGAACCACUGCCGUUGAUGGAUCUUUGUCGGCGUUCAGUACGGGUCGCUCUAGGCAAGGAUCGCUUGAAUGAAAUCCACUCACUACCACUACCAGCUUCCUUGAAGAGUUACCUUCUGUACCAGUGAUGGUUUAAGCAAGGAACUGAAAGACAUGUAUACAGGCAGUUACUCUGCUUAUCCUCCAUCCAUUGUGUGGUGGGCAUUAUUUUCAAACUCCGGUCUUUAUCCCCAAGGCUCAGCAGCUCCAUGAAACAAUUUUUUUUUUUUGUUUAAACAAAUGUCUGUUUUUCAUUCAAUUAUUUUGAGGAUCUAGAGAUUUUACAUGUUGGGGAUGUGAAUAUAUUUUAGUGUAUGUCAGUGCAAACCUUUCCAUUAAUCCUUUUCUGAAAUCAAAAUAUAUAACUAACUUUUUUUCCAAUUUGGGGAUUUGCUUGUCAUUUUUAAUUUCAAGAGCAGCUUUCCUUUUUAAAUUUGGUGUAAAACUGUUUUCCAAAUGGAAAUCUAUCCUUGUUUUCUGCCAAGUGCAAAUAGUGCUGAGCAUACAUUAUAGCUGCUACAAAAGUCUUUAUGGGUAAACCUGUCAGAUGGUAAUCAGGAUUGGGGAGGGGGAAGAGGGAUCGAUAAAAUCUGUAUUGGAUAUUUUGAGUACUGGGGAAAUUUUUUUUCAAGACUGGCACUAUUCUAGAGGAGUCCUCGAAGAAUCCAAAGGAAACUCUUAUGCUAUCUAACAUUGAUUUCCUUACCUCCAUGGUUUGUUUUUCCUGGUAGAAAACUAAACCAAUUCUGUUUUUAAAUUAUUAAAUUACCUCACCUUCGCUCUUUGGUCCAAUCUCCUUGUUUUCUUUUAGUUGACUUAUUGCUCCUUUUGGGGUAACUGAAGUACACAAGAACGUAUCUACAUUGUGAAUUAAAGGACUGCUGUCUCUUUAAACCAAACACUUGGGGAAAAAAAACACAUAUAUAUACACACACACACACACACACACACACACACACACAAAGACUCUUACUAGCAGGUCUGGUAGCAAACUCCUAUAAUAGCUUCACUUCGCAAAUAACUGUAUAAGUGACUAGGUUUAGGACCUAUACCUGACAUGUCCUAAUGUGGUGCAGCAUCUAUUGGUUUUAAUGUGCAAUAUGUGAAUGAAAUGGUUGUUUUAAAGCUAUCUUGAAAUAAAAUUUAACUUUUCAGUUGGGUUUUGUUUACUUUUAGAGCAAAAAAAAAAGUGGUUGUGACAGAGUUGAAAUCCUACAGAUGUCUGCAAUAGGACAUCAACAGAAUGCCUGCUAAUUAUGCCACUUGCUCAGUUCCCUUGUCAUUGUCCUGUCCUUGCUGCACUUUUCAUAUAUUCUCCAACAUGUAAUACUGCUAAUCUUUUUUCACUUUAUCUUUGCACACUUACUAUUUUCCAAAUAUCUAAAUUUUCUGUAAAGGCAUUGCUGAUGCAAGUUUGUACAAUUUCCUUGUUUCUAAUCUGUUUCAAUUUAGCAGCAGGAUGUUAACCUGGAUUAAGAACAACCAAUGUUGUUUAAAAUGGAUCCCAUAUAUAUAAGAGUAAACAUCUAUUGAAAGCUGCUGUAGGGUGUGCCUUUUUUAGCAAGCCUUAAGCAAUUUCAUUUGCCAUGUAUUUGGAAGGGAAAUCCUGUGUAUCCAGGGAAGGGAUUGUCUAAAGGGCAAUGAUUUUACCAAGAGAUGUCCAUAGCUCAUAAUUGUCUCAACAUUGAUUCAUGUGGAGAAUUCAAAGAGGCUGACCAACCUGAUCAUUAGCAGAUAUUUACAGUCAACAUGAGAAUGUAUCUCAUGGAAUGUGACAAAUUAACUGCUGAUCCAAUUGCUUAUAUUGGCCUAAAACUCCAAUAUUGAAUAGGUGAGUAAUUUUGGUUUGGAUGUAUUUUGGUAACAACAUAUUCAAUUUUCCUGCUCAUUAUUCCUUUGGAAUACAGUAUAUAACCACCUGAACUUGCAUUGAAUGUUAACUGUAUAUACCUGCUAAUUUCAUCCAUCCUUUACUGUAAUCGAACAAAAGGGGUGUCACCCGUAAGGGGCUUUUUCUUUGAUAACUUCUGAUCUGGAGAAACUGAAGAACUAUCCAUCUUCCAUCAAUCUGAUCUCCACCUGUGCAAGUAAGAAUAUGUCUGCCCAAAGCCUUUUGUGAAGAGUUCUCCCAUCUUCUGCUGAUCUGCUUCCUCUAAAAAUGGUGGUUUUCUAAAAGGAGCAUUGUUGGAGCCACAAGGCAAAGAAUUUUAGCAUAUUGGCUGCUUCACAAAAAAAUGAAAAUGUAUCUGACACACACACGCACGCACGGUCGCAGUAAUUGCUGGGUGGACUUGAAGCUCUUUGGCUAAACCUGAAAGAGAAUCUAGUCAACCAGCAAAACCUUGUACCAAUUGAAUGCUUUUCUAAUUGUACCUUUAAAAAAAAAAAAGCCCCAGUAAUUGUCCAACAAGAAAAUCCACUGUUUCCUGAACGUUCUGGAGUGCUCAGGUGACUGCAGCAAUGAUCAGGAUCUUUUUAAUGCAUUAAAUAUCCUGCCUGUGGUAGAGGGUGAGACUGGUUUAUGCCAAUCUAGAUUGUUAAAACAGGUUUUAAUUUAUUACAAGACUAAGUGGUUGCCUUUCUUGUGUUCUCCUUGGAAUAUUGCACAGAUUUGGAAUAUUGCACAGAUUGAAGGGAUGCAUCUGUUCUUAAUUUCAGUCAUCAAGGUGCUCAUUUUGUCCAUCAUUGAAAGAGAACUUGCUUUCCAAUAAUCUCGUGCAGCAUGUACAUGAACUUAAAUCUAUUGAACUGUCCUCUCAACAAUAUUCCAUCAUUGCAGUCCUGUAUGAUUUUGAAUCAUUAACUCUUUAUCCACUAUGCUGUAGAUAUUGUAUACAACUACUUAAUAAAGUCUAUUAAGAAUGGAA
Messenger RNA from Carcharodon carcharias (great white shark), 3635 nucleotides. It is a transcript of the gene spsb1, whose product is annotated as splA/ryanodine receptor domain and SOCS box containing 1. Gene Ontology annotation, molecular function: protein binding. Bases 36 to 857 code for a protein of 273 amino acids. The record is from RefSeq and is a predicted model, not a curated record. Gene Ontology annotation, cellular component: SCF ubiquitin ligase complex. The transcript is spliced from 2 exons. Gene Ontology annotation, biological process: proteasome-mediated ubiquitin-dependent protein catabolic process; intracellular signal transduction. NCBI's taxonomy places the organism in Eukaryota, Metazoa, Chordata, Chondrichthyes, Lamniformes, Lamnidae.